Molecule: messenger RNA, 318 nt
Organism: Loa loa (African eye worm)
Lineage: Eukaryota; Metazoa; Nematoda; Chromadorea; Rhabditida; Onchocercidae
Exons: 3
Coding region: 1-318 (105 amino acids)
Source: RefSeq, a predicted model, not a curated record
AUGGAAUUGGGUGGGCAAAGGAGGGACGGAUGGAUCCAUCAGGAUGAGAAAGAACGAGAUGGAGGGGACACGGGGCGGGGAGCGGUCAAGGCGGGGGAUAAUAUAGGAGAAACGAGGGUAGAGGAAAGGCGGGAAAGAGUAGACGCGAAAGAGCGGGGGAGCAAAUGUGGCGGAGAUGAGGUGAGGCGGAGAUUGAUGUCAAUAGACGUAACAUUCCACACCUCUGAUCUUAUCAUCAUCAUCAUCAAUGGGAAAGUACAAAAAACAAAAAGAAAAAGUAAUCCGGUACGUCUGACUGAUAGGACACUAAUAGUGUGA